Messenger RNA from Sugiyamaella lignohabitans, 1533 nucleotides. RefSeq names its product recombinase RAD52 (gene RAD52). The record is from RefSeq and is a predicted model, not a curated record. Gene Ontology annotation, cellular component: nucleus. Gene Ontology annotation, biological process: mitotic recombination; DNA recombinase assembly; double-strand break repair via homologous recombination. The transcript has a single exon. Lineage: Eukaryota; Fungi; Ascomycota; Dipodascomycetes; Dipodascales; Trichomonascaceae. Bases 1 to 1533 code for a protein of 510 amino acids.
AUGCCGAACUACGGCGACCAGCACCUGUCGAACGGGUCUCGAUACGGCACCAAUGGCGGAGGUGGAUAUCUGCCCAAUAAUAAUCGGUCGUGGAGUAAUGGAAAUGCCAGUGGAAGUGGAACGGGGAGUUCAGGAAAUGGUGGAGCAGCAGUCAAUGGAACGAAUUUCACGAUCAAGGAAUCGAAUCAUAUCCGUCAGCAGCUCGGGAAACAGCUUGGUCCGGAGUAUAUUUCUCAUAGACCCGGUGGAGGAGGUCUGAAAGUGCCUUAUUUAGAGGGCUGGAAAGUCAUUAACCUUGCUAAUGAAGUAUUUGGUUUUAAUGGAUGGAGUUCUGAGAUCAUAAAUCACGAGAUCGAUUACUGUGAUGAGAUCCGGGACGGCAGAUUCAAUCUUGGCAUGUCCGCCAAAAUACGGGUCACUCUUCGAGACGGAACUUAUCGAGAAGAUGUUGGAUAUGGCCAGGUAGAAAAUGCUCGUAGUAAAGGCAUGGCUUUUGACAAAUGUAAAAAAGAAGCGACUACUGACGGCUUAAAACGAGCGUUAAGACUGUUUGGGAACGCACUUGGAAAUUGUUUGUACGACAGUAGCUACACGAGAAAUAUUUCCCGAGUCAAAGUAUCCAUGCCUCCUUUUGACGAGAGUCAGUUGAUUCGACGACCUGAAAUUGUCACCAUGCAAAAAGCAGCAGCUGCUGCAAAAGCAGCUCGUGAAGCUGCCGAGGCAGCAGAGCUCGAAGAACUGGCCGCUCUUAAUACAUCCACUAAACCUUCUAUCAAAUCAGAAGCAUCAACUGUAGCUGCUUCAUCCACACCUCAGAAUGGACUGGCUGCUAAAGGAACUAAUCUCACAGCUGUUGGUACUGGAAAUAACGGUGCCACGAGCAGAAUAGCUAAUAACAGCGGCAGUGGCCAACCCAGUCUUCCUAGUCUGCCAACAAAAGCAUUUGCCAAACCAGAUGGAUCUGGUGUUGAUAGCUCUUCAACAGCAGUGUCCGGAAGUCUUGAUUUCAUGCCAGCAGGGUUUCUUGACUCGGACGAUAUGUUCGACGACCACGAGUUUGCCGAAAUCGACGGACUUCCAUACAUCGCACCUCGUGAAGAGCCAGUUCCCGCACCCGCUCGCGUGCCAUUAAACAUCAAAGCUGACACCUCAAUCGACACCACAGCCAAUAUCACAGCCAACACCACAGCUGAUUUAACUUCUAACACCACUGCCAAUACCACAGCAAACAUCACUAACGAGAGCGGGACGACGACAAACAAACCGAAUAAAGAGUCUGAGGAUCACACUGCAUCGCCGGUACAGUUUUUCUCGGCCCGAGCAGCGCUUGCUGUCCAAAAAGAUAUGAUCCCCGAGAACAGCCAGUUCGACCCGUCGUUCCAAUCACCCUCCCUCCGUCGAACCGUACCCAACAAGUCCGUUCCCAUUAAGAAAUCUUCGGUCAACCCACUCUCCCAAGACCCACAACCCCCUACACUCGCCUCAGACCGCACUCCCGAGCCCGAUUCUCGCAAACGCAUGCGUCUCGACUAG